UCAAGAUGGAUUACAGUUCCUACAGCGGAGUUCCAAGGUUUCUGACCAGGCCCAAGGCCUUUGUGGUAUCCAUGGGGAAAGAUGCCACUCUAAGUUGCCAGAUCAUUGGAAACCCCAUCCCCUUGGUGAGCUGGGAGAAAGAUAAACUUCCUAUCCAGACAGGGGGAAGGUUUAAAAUGGUGGAAGAUGGUGACUUGUAUCGUCUGACGAUUUACGAACUCAGCCUGGAGGACAGUGGCCAGUACAUCUGCCGGGCCAAGAACACCAUCGGGGAAGCUUUUGCUGCUGUCAGUAUCAAAGUUGGAGAGAAAACGACUGUGACUGAAUCGGCCCCUUACUUUAUCCAGAAGCCCACUUCGAUCCGAGUGAUCAUGGGGGAAGAUGCCAUGUUCAAAUGCAUUGUUCAGGGCAGCCCUCCUCUGUCUGUGAACUGGGAGAAAGACGGGAGGCACCUGGGUGGUCGGUCAGAGUCUAACCGUAUCCAGAUUGACACUCAGGGGGAGAAAAACGCCCUCAAGAUCCAAAGCACUCGGUUAGCGGAUAGUGGGACGUACACUUGCCGUGCAGAGAACCCUCUUGGGGCUGCCAGUGCCGCUGCUGCAUUGGUUGUGGAUAGCCCAGAUUUUUACAGCCCUGGGGGCAUUCGGCAUAAUGUGGACACAGACUAUAGCAAGACUUCCCCAUUGUUGUCACACUUGCAAAAAAGACGGGAAGAGAUCAGAAAGACAGACCUAUCCACUACCGAUUCACUGAUCUCUACGGCAUACUCUUCCACUGAAGGGCGGUCAAAAAUUGGCUUGAACCUCUCCCUUGAUUAUGAGAGGGCUGCCAGUUUGACGGCCAAGAGUUUCCGAAGCGAUAGUUCUUCCUAUGGCAUAACAACACGCAGCUUCACGGUGACCGAGGGGAAACACGCCAAGAUGAGCUGCUAUGUUACGGGAGAACCCAAGCCGGAGAUUGUUUGGAAGAAAGAUGGAGAAGUCAUCUUGGAAGGGCGGAGACACAUCAUCUAUGAGGAUGAGCAAGAGAAUUUUGUGCUGAAGAUCCUCUUCUGCAAGCAGAUAGAUAAUGGUCUCUAUACCUGCACGGCUUCCAACCUGGCGGGACAGACAUACAGCUCUGUGCUGGUCACAGUCAAAGAACCGAAGAUUCCUUUCAAAGUGAAGCUAAGAGAUUUGGAAGUCCGGGAAAAGGAAUCGGCUACUUUCCAAUGCGAGGUCCCUGUUCCCAGUACGGAAACCACCUGGUUCAAAGAAGAGACAAAACUCCAACAGAGUAACAAGUACAACAUUGAAGAACAAGGGACGUCUCGGAAGCUUACAGUCCAGAAUGUGACCAUGGACGACGAUGCGGUCUACAUCUGCGAAAUGAAAGAAGGCAGCAGAACCAUAGCCGAGCUGAGCGUCCAAGGGAAUAUCAUUAAGAAACUGCCUAGGAAAACUGCCGUCAGCGUCAAAGACACAGCUAUAUUCUGCGUGGAACUGGAAAACGAGUGUCAGAAAUUCCGCUGGCUGAAGAACAAGGAAGAGCUGAAGCCCAACAAUCGGAUCACCAUCACGUCCUCCGGCAAGGAGUACAACAUGACAAUCCGAGACUGUCAAAUGGAGGAUGCGGGAGAGAUCGUUUUCGUGGCUGACGAUUGCAGAACAUCCACCCAGUUUACUGUGUCCGCCCCAAAGAAGCCUCCAUCUCAACCCCCCAUUGACCCAGUGGUGAAAAAUAAAACAGAAACCUCAGUGACGUUAGCCUGGUCCCCUCCUAAGAUGGAGCGCCCCAUCCCCAUCAAUGGAUAUUUGGUGGAACGCAAGAAGCUGACGGGGUUCACGUGGCAGCGGUGCCACGAAUCCCUCAUCACUGCAACAGAAUUCACAGUGAGCAACCUUGCCGAAGAGUCUGACUACCACUUCCGAGUAUCAGCAGUCAACAACUAUGGCCAGAGUGAUUACCUUGAGUUCCCAGGAACUCUGCACCUUGAACCAGUGUUGGCUAUGAGAACCCCUCUGAAAUCUAUAGAAGUCGCCCCAGGCAGGGAUGCUACUUUUAUUGUCGACCUCACCAAAAUCUGUUCCGGCUCGUGGUACCUCAACAGCAAAGUCUUACAGAACAGUGAUAAGUACAUCAUUACCAGAACCCAAACGACCCACAGCCUUACCGUCAAAAGGGUGACACGGAGUGACAGAGAUGCAGAGGUGAAGUUUGUCACCAACGGCCUUGAAGCCACAGCCAAGAUAAGACUGAGAGAAGAGGCAGCCAAGUUCAUGGACACAGUCGGACCAGCCCCUGGAAUUUCGGUCAAGCUUUCCGAGAAGUUUGAACUGGUUUGCGAGGUGUCGUCAGAACACGAUUCCGUGGUGUGGAAGAAGGGUCCGAAGGAGAUUAGGCCAGAUGAAAGGACGGCUUACACUUUUCAGGGAACGCAACGGAAACUCAUUGUCAGAGAUGCCCGAAAGCAGGACGAAGGGAUCUACACCUGUGAAACCAAGGACGACAAGAUUACAUUCCACGUUGAGGUGAAAGAGCCUGAGGAAGUCUUUGCCAACAAGGAGAAGGUCCAAAAGGAGGUGAAGGCCACCAUUGCAAGGAAUGCCUGUCUCAGCUGUGAGGUGUCCCAGGCCGACACGGAAGUUAAGUGGUUCAAGGACAGGAAGCUGAUCACCUCUAGCAAGAAAUUUAGGAUAGAAUCCGAAUGCAGAUCCAGACAGUUGAUUGUGAACCAGGUGGAAAAGAAGGAUGCUGGGGAGUACACCUGUGAAGCUGCUGGCGAAAAACUGACCUUUAAAGUUGUUGUCACAGAAGCCGAGGACGUCUUUGCCAACAAGGAGAAGGUCCAGAAGGAGGUGAAGGCUGUCCUUUCGCAGAACACCUCCAUCAGCUGUGAGGUGUCCCAGGCCAAAACAGAAGUGAAAUGGUUCAAGGACGGGAAGCUGAUCGCCUCCAGCAAGAAAUUCAAGGUGGAAUCCGAAGGCAGAUCCCGACGACUGAUUGUGCAUCAGGUGGAGAAGAAAGAUGCUGGGGAAUACACCUGUGAGGCGGCUGGCCAAAAACUGACCUUCAAAGUGAUUGCAACGGUUGCAGAAGCUGAGGAAGUCUUUGCCAAUAAGGAGAAGGUGCAGAAAGAAGUAAAGGCUGUCCUUUCCACAAAUGCCUCCUUCAGUUGCGAAAUGUCCCAGGCUGAGACAGAAGUGAAGUGGUUCAAGGAUGGGGUGCGGAUCACUGCCAGCAAGAAAUUCAGUACAGACUCUGAAGGCAAAUCUCGACGUUUGGUUGUGCAGCAAGUGGAGAAGAAGGAUGCUGGGGAGUACACCUGUGAAGCUGCUGGCCAAAAACUGACCUUCAAGCUUAAUGUUGCAGAUGUCCCAGACAUAUUUGCAAAUAAGGAGAAAGUGCAGAAAGAGGUGAAGGCUGUUUUGAAGGAGAGCACCGUCUUGGCCUGUGAAGUUGCAUCAACUGAGACGCAGGUGAAAUGGUUCAAGGAUGGGAAACCCCUCAGCUCCAGCAAAAAAUUCAGAACAGAGACGGACGGCACCUCUCGAAAACUGGUGCUUGAGCAGGUGGAGAAGAGAGAUGCCGGGGACUACAGUUGUGAAGCCGCUGGCCAAAAACUGACUUUCAAGGUGGAAACUGUAGAACCGGAGCCCAAAUUCCAAAAGAAAACUGCCCAAGAGGAGCCAAUAGUCAUUCAGGAGCAUAAGAGCAUCAACCUGACGGCAACGGUGGUGCCCGAUAACGCGGAGGUCAAAUGGUUCAAGGAUGGCACCGAGAUAAAAAGCAACAAGAAGUACGAGAUAAGGAAAGAAGGGGCCUCUCGUUCCCUGAUUGUGAAGCUGGCGGAAGAGAAGGACACGGCCGUAUAUACAUGUGAGACCAAGAGUGAUAAGCAGAAGUUCCAAGUGCAAGUUCAAGAAAUCCCAGUGAAGUUUGUCAAGGAGUUGGAACCUGUGAAGGCAGAGAUCGGUGGGACCCUGACUCUGAGCUGCGAGCUGAAUCAGACCAGGGGUGAAGUCGUCUGGCGCAAGGAUGGACUGCAGCUGAAAGCAAAUAAGCGCUACCAAAUGCACGAGAUUGGUGAAAAACGAGUCCUUGUGGUGACGGGGCUUCGGGCAGAAGACAAGGGAGAAUACUCCUGUGAAGCCAGGAAUGACAAGUGCAGGAUUCAGGUGACCCCCACAGUUCCUAGAGCAGUGAAGUUUGUCAAAGGCCUCCACAACAUUGUUGCAGAAGAAGGGAAAGAGGCCAUCUUCAAGUGCACGGUUUCCCCCGGUGAUGCUGCCGUCUCAUGGAGCCGCAACAGAACCAAGAUCGAGGCCAGUAAGAAAUACUUGAUUGCUCAGAAGGACACCAGUCACACCCUCACCAUCACUGACUUGACCCUGAAGGACUCUGGUGAUAUCACUGCAGAAGCAGAAGGGGUGGAAAGCAAAGCAACCCUCAAAGUUGAAGAGGCACCGGUAUUAUUCGUGAAGAAACUGGAAACCAAAUCUGUGGAGGAGAAGGACACAGUGACUCUGGAAGUGGAGCUGAGCAAGCCAACCACAGAGGUGAAGUGGAUGAAGAACAGCAGCGUGCUCCAUCCAAAUGCCAACGUGGAGGUCAAGGUUGAUGGGACAAAGCACAGCCUGGUGAUUAAAAGUGCCACCUACGCAGACCGGGGCUUCUAUUCCUGCGAGACCCUCCAUGACAAGACCCAGGCAAAAGUAAACGUGGAAAUGAGGCCCAUCAAGCUGGUGAAAGGCUUACAGCAGGUGGACGUCCACGAGAAGGAGUGUGCCACGUUUGAGGUGGAACUGUCGCACGAGAAUGUGGAGGCAACCUGGAUGAAAGAUGGCUUGAGGCUGAAGUCACAGGACAACUGUCGAAUCAGCGCCCAGGGGAAGAAGCAUUCUCUGACUCUCUCCUCCCUGGCUCUGGAGGACUCGGGACUUGUCAGCUUCAAGGCAGAAAGCAUCCACUCAACAGGCAGGCUUAAUGUGACAGAACGGCCAGUCAAAAUAACCAAGCCCUUAGCGGGCAUCAAAGUGCAGCACAAGGAUGACAUAACCUUUGAGUGCGAAGUCUCCAGGCCUAACGCAACAGUGAAAUGGCGGAAGGAUGGAGUUGAGCUACGGCCAAGUAAAAAGCUGGCAAUAAUUUCCCGAGGGACAAAAAGGAGCCUCACAAUACACAAAUGUGAAUACGAAGACCAAGGAAAAUACAUGUGCGAUGCUGUUGAUGAUAAGAGUGUGGCUGCUUUGGAGGUCCAUGCUCGAGACGUCAAGAUCGUGAAGCCCUUGGAAGACGUGGAAGUAAGUGAGAAACAGAGCGCUUCUUUCCUCUGUGAAAUCUCUCACGAUGAUGUGCAAACCCAGUGGUACAGUAACGAGAACAAAAUUCGGGCCGGAGACAACAUCAAACUGCGCCAAGAAGGGAAGAGUUAUGCCCUCGUCUACAAAAGUGUGGAGGUGCAGGAUUCUGCGGAGAUCAAGUUUGUUGCGGAAACCGCAGAAUCUCGAGCGCAACUUACAGUGAACGAACUGCCUGUGAAGAUUGUAAAACCUCUCCGUGUUAAGAUCGCUCUUGAGAAACACAGGGGCUUUCUGGAGUGCCAAGUGUCCCGCCCCAAUGCUGAGGUCACAUGGUACAAGAACAACCAAGAGAUCUGUCCAGGCGAGAAGUAUGAGAUUGUAAGCGAUGGGGUCUACCGGAAACUGAUCAUCAAUGACACAGAGUUUGAUGACGAGGAUAUUUACACUUGUGAUGCCAUCGACGAUAAAAGCAGUGCUCAGUUCUACGUGGAAGAGCAAUCAAUCAACAUCGUGAAGGAGCUGAGGGACGUGGAGGUGACGGAACCGGCCGAAGCCAGGUUUGAGUGUGAGAUUUCCAUCCGGUCCGUGAGGCCCCCUAAGUGGUCUCUCCGUGGAGAGCUCCUGCAGCCCAGCAAGGAUGUUGUGAUAGAGCAAGAGGGGACCAUCCACCGCCUCAUCCUGAAGAAGACCGAUGCGGACAUGACUGGUACCAUCCAGUUUGCCAUUGGGAAAUCAAAGUCCUUGGCAAACUUGGUUGUGAAAGAUCUCCAAGUGACCAUUACCAGGCCACUAGAAGAUAAGGUUGUUCUGGAAACUCAUUCCAUUGUCCUGUCCUGUGACUUUAAGCCUUCGCCAAAGACCGUAGAAUGGUACAAAGACCACACCCUCAUCGAGCCCUCCGAGAGAUUUAAGCCCAAGAGGGAUAAGAAUACGGCGGAACUCAAAAUUUUGAGGCUAAAUAUUGGCGACUCAGGUGUCUACAAAUGCAAAGCUGGAAGUGCAGAGACCAAAGCCAAGCUGUCUGUCUUGGACCGCAAAGUCGAGAUAACGAAACACCUUCAGGAUGUGGAAAUUGAAGAGGAGAGCGGUGCCAUUUUCACCUGCGAGCUGUCUGAGGAUAACGAGGAAGUGGAAUGGUUCCUCAACGACACGCACCUUUACCCCAACAACUUCAACGAGAUCAAGACCAUGGGCAAGUGUCAUUCCCUGACGUUGAAACACGUCAUGCCAGAAGAUGCAGGGACAGUGACGGUCAAGGUGCAGAAGAGGUUCUCCGAGAGUGCUCGUCUGAAGGUGAAAGAGAAGCCGGCCGUCUUUAUGAAAUCGCUAGAUGACAUCAUCGGGGAGCUGCGUGGUACAGUCACUCUGGAGUGCGAGGCCUCCAAGCCAAAGGUCAAGCCCGUCUGGAAGAAGGAGGGUGUGGAACUCACCCCCGGAGACAAGUACGAGAUGUUGCAGGCUGGGAAGACGUUGGGCCUCAUCAUUCACAACCUGAGCAAGAGCGAUGCCGGCUUGUAUACAUGUGACCUCGGCACUGAGGUCGCCAAGUCGCAAGUCAGUGUUCAAGAGCUGAAUAUUGGCAUCACGAAGCGUCUAAAGAACACUGACGUUUUGGAAGGAGAGAGCUGUAGCUUUGAAUGCAUUCUCUCCCAUGAAAGUGUGGAAGACUGCCAUUGGCUGGUCAAUGGAACUGAAGUGGGCCAGGAUGCACGGAUUAGGGCUUUCAACAAAGGACGGAAGUAUACCCUCAACAUCAAAAAUGCCCGACCAUCUGAUGCGGGAGAAGUGGUUUUCUCGGUCCGUGACCUAAACUCCAAAGCUACGCUAGUUGUGAAAGAAAAGCCAGCAGAAUUUACAAAGCAGUUGGAGGACAAGACUGCAUCUGUGGGGCAGGAGGUUAGCCUGAGUUGCGAAACAUCUAAGUGGGACGGCAACAUCAAGUGGUGCAAGGAUGGAAAAGAGAUCCGAAGGAGCCAGAAGUUCGAUCUGCGUCAGGACGGGACCAGGGCUGUAUUGAUCAUCCAUGAUGCUUCAGUCAAGGACAGUGGAGUGUACACGUGCGAGACGGAGAUUUCCAAAACCAAAGCCACCCUUACAGUGGAAGAAACAGGGAAUUGCUUCAUUAAAGAUCUUACGGAUCUAAAGUUGGAUGAAAAUAAAAGAGCAGUUUUCACAUGCCAAACCAAGAAGCCGACUUCCACAGUGACAUGGAGGAAAGGAAUUGCUGACCUGAAGGCAAGCAAAAAAUACGAGAUCAGCCAAAAGGCCGAGGUCCUGCAGCUCAUAGUGAAUGAACUACAGGAAAAUGACAGUGACAUCUAUACAUGCGACAUUGGCGAUUCUCAAUCGAGUGCCAAACUGGUUGUGCAAGCUCUGCCCGUCAUUUUCGAACGAGAACUGCAGAACAAGGAAGCCAAGGAAGGAAGCAAGGUCCGACUCUCCUGCGAGCUUAACAAACCGGACCUGCCGGUACAGUGGAUGAAAGGAAAGGAAGUUCUACAAGAGGGUGACAAGUAUGAAUUUAAGCAGAGGGGCACUGUGGCAGAGCUUGUCGUUCGGGACGCAAAACCCACCGACGCAGGAGAAUAUACUUGCAGCACUGGCGAGCUCAAGACAACGGCUCGUGUCGAAGUAACGGCGGCACCAGUCCUUUUUAAGGAAGAGCUCAAGGAUAUGGAAAAGGAAGAGGGGGACACUGUAGCUCUUCGAUGUGUCCUUGCAAAGCCCGAUGCUUCUGUGACAUGGAAGAAAGGGACAGCAGUACUUCGGGCUGGUGAGAAGUACGAGAUGAAGAAGGAGGGGUGUGUGGCAGAACUGGUCAUUCGUGAUGCAGAACCAGAGGAUGCUGGGAGAUAUUUGUGUGUCACCGGAGAGCACCAGACAACAGCACAGGUCAAAAUCCACGCCGUGCCCGCCCGUUUCAAAGAACCGCUCAAGAACAUGGAAGCCGUGCAAGGGGGAUCGGUCACUUUGCACUGCGAGCUGAACAAGUCCGCUCCGGUGGAGUGGAUGAAGGGGCGCAAAGGCCUGAGGCCCAGUAGCAAAUACAGAAUGAAGAAAGAAGGGACCGUGGCUGAGCUGACCAUUCAAGAGCUGGACCUGAAGGAUGCUGGAGAUUACACCUGUGCAUCUGGAGACCAAAAGACAACAGCUGUCUUAACUGUGAACGACCUGGCGGCGCAGUUCAAAAAUGAGCUCAAGAACGAGGAAGCGACCGAGAGCGGGACAGCCACUCUGCACUGCGAGCUGACCAAGGCCGUCGACUCCGUCGAGUGGAUGAAGAACCAGAAGGGGCUGAAGCCCAGCGACAAGUACAGAAUGAGGCUAGAAGGACGUUUUGCCGAGCUCACCAUCCAAGACCUGGAGUUGGCGGACGCAGGAAACUACACCUGUGUGUGCGGAGACCAGAGGACCACUGCAGCUUUGAAAGUGAACGCCUUGCCUGUUUUUUUCCAAGAAGAGCUCAAAAACGCAGAGCUGACGGAGGGCGAGACGGCCACGUUGCAUUGCAGGCUGAGCAAAGCUGGCCAUGUGGAGUGGCAGAAAGGGCAGAGGGCUAUCAAGCCGGGUGACAAAUACCAAAUAAGGCAGGAAGGGCCGUGCGCUGAACUGGUGAUCCGGGACUUGGAGGGGGCAGAUUCGGGAGACUACGUUUGUACUUGCGGCGGACAGAAGACCACGGCGACCCUGACAGUGAAUGCCCUGCCUACCCUUUUCACCAAGCCCCUGAAGGACGAAGAGGCUACGGAGGGCAAAAGCGCCACUCUGCGCUGUGAGCUGAACAAAACCUCUGCUGCUGUUGAGUGGAAGAAAGGACACAAGACUCUUAAGCAGGGCAACAAAUACAAAAUGCGGCGUGAAGGCGCAGUUGCUGAGCUGGUCAUCCAAGCCCUGGAAGUUUCAGAUUCUGGAAGCUACAGCUGUGUGUCUGGAGAACAGCAGACCAUGGCAUCUUUGGAAGUCAAGGCCCUGCCGGUGCUUUUCAAAGAAGGCCUGAAGAACAGGGAGGCCGUCGAAGGCACCACUGCCACCCUGCGUUGCGAAAUGACCAAAGCCGGGGCUGAAGUGAAGUGGAGAAAGGGGGCUCAGACCCUCAAGUCGAGCGACAAGUACCGAAUGAAGCAGGAAGGAGCUGAAGCUGAGCUUCUGAUCCGUGAUCUCCAGGCAGAGGACACGGGAGAUUAUACCUGCGUUUGUGGAGACCAGAAGACAACAGCUGUCUUGACCGUCCACGCUUUGCCCGCACGUUUCCAGGAGGAGCUCAAAAGCAAAGAAGCAACGGAAGGUGAAUUGGCCAACCUACGUUGCGAACUCACUAAAGCUGCCCCGGUGGAGUGGAUGAAAGAUGGAAAGCUGCUCAGACCCAGUGACAAAUACACAAUGAAACAAAAAGGUGCUGUCACCGAACUGAUGGUGCACGAUGUCACUGAGCAGGAUGCCGGAGAAUAUACUUGUGCAUGUGGAGAUCAGAAAACUUCUGCGCCUCUAACUGUGCAUGCCCUCCCUGCUGUCUUCAAGAAAGGCAUGGAGAACAAAGAGGCUUCGGAAGGUGAGAGCAUUGCUUUCCAGUGCGAGCUGACGAAAGCCGCUCCGGUGGAGUGGAAGAAGAAGCACAAGACGCUCCAGCCGAGCGACAAGUACAAAAUGAGGCAGGAAGGCGCAGUCUCCGAGCUUGUGAUCCACGGUCUAGAACUUAAAGACGCUGGGGAUUACGCCUGCCUGUGUGGUGACCAGAAGACAACUGCAGCGCUGGCUGUCCGUGCUUUGCCUGCUCGUUUCAAAAGCAACCUGAAGAACGAGGAAGCCACGGAAGGUGAAACGGCCACACUGCGCUGUGAACUGACCAAGGUCGCAGCUGUGGAGUGGAAGAAAGAGCACCAUGUGCUCCAAGCGAACGGAAAGUAUUCCAUGAGACAGGAUGGAGUUAAUGUCGAGCUGACGAUCCAUGAACUGGAGCUCCAGGAUAUGGGAAAUUACACCUGUGUGUGUGGGGACCAACAAACCACAGCAACUUUGACCGUGAACGCUCUCCCUCCGUUUUUCAAGGAAGAGUUAAAAGAUGAGCAGGUUCUGGAAGAAGGAAGAGUCGCUCUACGCUGUGAACUGAGCAAAUAUGCUCCAGUCGUCUGGCAGAAAGGGCCCAGCCUGCUGAAAGCAGGGGAUAAGUAUACAAUGACACAGGAAGGAACUAACGUAGAGCUGGCUAUCCACCACGUAGAAAUGCAAGAUGCAGGAGAAUAUACCUGCGCAUGUGGAGACCAGAAGACGACAGCUGCUUUAACUGUAAAUGCCUUGCCUGCCCGUUUCCAAGAAGAACUGGGGAACCAAGAGGUCACUGAAGGGGAAGCUGCCGUUCUCCGGUGUGGUCUGACCAAGAUGGCUCAAGUUGAGUGGAGAAAGGGAGAUCUGGUUCUCAGACGGAGUGAGAAAUACGCAAUGAAACAAGAAGGCAUCAUUUCAGAGCUGGUGAUCCACAAUCCAGAAGAAAAGGAUGCAGGGCAGUAUACCUGCAUUUGUGGAGACCAGCAGACUACCGCUACCUUAAAAGUCAACGCCCUCAAGCCUGAAUUCCAGCAACGUCUGAAGAACCAGAAAGCCGAAGAAGGUGAAGCGGCCAAGUUGCGUUGUGCGGUAACGGUGGCGAAGGCCACAGUGGAGUGGCGAAAAGAUGGCAUGGUUCUUCAGUCUGGCUCCAAAUAUGAAAUCAGGGAAGAAGGUACUAUCCGUGAACUGCUCAUUCACGAGCUGGAACCUAAAGACAGUGGAGAAUAUUCAUGCAUUACUGGGGAUCAGACGACAUCUGCCACUUUGACAGUGAAGGGACUUGACAUAACCAUCAUCAGGGGUCUGAAGAAUGCUGAGGUGUAUGAAGACGAAGACGUGACCUUUGAGUGCAAAGUUUCACAUGACAAUGCAAGAGAUGUAGAGUGGAAGCUGCAGGAUGCGCCCCUCCAGAACAAUGAGAUGAAUGAGAUCUCCGUUGAAAAGGGCAGGGUCCACACCCUGAGGCUCAGGAAGGUCACCCAGCAGGAUUCUGGAACUGUCACCUUCCGAGUUGGGCCGUACACCUCCACAGCACAACUCACAGUGAAAGCACCACUUCCUUUCUUUAAAGAAAAGUUAGAGAACAAAGAGCUACAAGAGGACAGUACAGCCCUCCUGAAAUGUGAAGUCUCCCAGCCCAACGUCUCAGCAACGUGGAAAAAAGGCACCGAGGUGAUUUCUCCAAGCCCCAAAUAUGAAAUCAGACAAGAAGGAACAACACAUACGUUGAAGAUUUAUGAUCUGAAAGUGGAAGAUUCCGGCAAAUACACCUGUGACAUUGGCAAUGAGAAGACCAUGGCAAUGGUAGCUGUCGAAGCCCUUCCAGUGCUUUUUGAAGCUGAGCUGCAGAACCAAGACGUGGAAGAAGGUGAGACAGUCACCCUCCGGGCUCAGCUCUCCAAACCCAACGUGGCCGUGAAGUGGAGCAAAGGCUCAUUCAAGCUGCGAGCCAGUGACAAGUAUGAGAUGAGGCAAAAGGGUUCGGUGGUCGAACUUCUCAUCCACAAUGCUCUGCCUGAGGAUUCUGGAGACUACACUUGUGACUCCGGUGACCAGCAGUCUACUGCCUCCUUGCAAGUAAAAGCUUUACCAGCGCUUUUUAUUAAGCCGCUUGAGAACCAGGAGGCAGACGAGGAUGGCACCGUCACCCUGAGCUGUGAGAUCUCAAAACACGGCGCAUCUGUGCAGUGGGAGAAAGCAGGGUCCCCGUUACGCCCCAGCGACAAGUACAAGAUGAAGCAGGUUGGCGCUGUGGUGGAACUGAUCAUCUGCAACCUGAGCCCCUCCGACAGCGGGGAGUACACUUGCGACACCGGAGACCAGAAGAGCACUGCGGCUCUGCUAGUGAAAGAGAUACCAGCCACUAUAGUAGAAGCCUUGAAAGACAUCACCUUGUUGGAAAGCGAAGAUGCCGUAUUUCAGUGCACAGUCUCUCGAGAGAAAGCCAAGGACGUGGAAUGGAGCCUGGGAGGUGUCUCUCUCCAGUCCAAUGAAAUGAACGAAAUUGGGGUUCAUGGGAAGCGUCACACUUUAACCCUCCGGAGGGUGACAUUCGAAGACUCCGGGAUGGUGUCUUUCAGACUGGGUCAGCAUUUAUCCGAGGCCCGGCUGACUGUACAACCCAAGAACACGAUUGUUCAGGGCCUAGAGAACGUCGAGGUCAUGGAGGGAGGUGAAGCCCUGUUCGAAUGUUACCUUUCCAAGCCAGAGAGCUACAAUUAUAAUUGGCUGAUUGACGACGAACCCGCUAAAACUUCCGAAAAUGUCGAGAUGGUCUAUUUUGAAAACGGACUGCGCCAUCUCCUUCUCUUGAAAAAUCUGACACCCCAAGACAGCUGCAGGGUGACCUUCCUUACCAGCGAUGUUGUGACAUCUGCGUUCUUGACUGUAAAAGGAUGGCGCCUGGAAUUUCAGCAGUCACUGACUGACAUUAUGGUCACCGCUGGAGGCCGAGCGAUCUUCACCUGUGUUUUAAGUGAAGCGGUGCCCGUUAACGAGGUUGCUUGGUAUAAUAAUGAUGUGGAUAUCCAGCCAGAUGAGAACUGGGAAAUCCAGGCAGAUGGGAAUAGCUACAAACUCAUCUUGAAGAACGCUCAGCUGCAUCACUCUGGGGAGGUGACGUUUGCCGCGAGGGACGCCAUUGUGUCUGCCAAGUUAACUGUCAUCGAGUCUACAACGGGAGUCAGUAAGCCUUUGGUUGACAAGUCUGUUGCAGAAGGGCAGAAGGUACAAUUGCAGUGUGAAUUAUCCAAAGAAUCCCAAGAUGUCGUCUGGUUCAAAGGAAAAGAACCGGUCCAGCCUGGGGGAAGAUACGAACUUAUCGCUGAAGGCAAAAAACAGAUGCUCAUCAUUCAUGAUUUUAAAACGGAUGAUCAGGGAUCAUAUACCUGCAUGGCCUCUCCUGAUAUAAAAACUUCGGCCAAAUUAACUCCCAUUGCCAAGGAGCUGGGCGAGAUGGUGGACGGGCAGCUGCAACCCAGUUUGCCACCUGAAGCCGCUCAGGAGGGUGAUCUUCACCUCCUGUGGGAAGCGGUCUCUAAGAAGCGUCGGAUGAGCAGGGAGCCGACCCUUGACUCCAUCAGCGAACUGCCAGAAGAAGACGACAAGCUUCAGAAACAGAAGAAGGAAGAAGCUGAGAGAGCCCCCUACUCAGAGGAAUACUCCACUUGCGAUGAGUCAACGAGAGCAGGAGAAGCAGACUUCUCAUUUACCAGUUCGGACGACGAGUCGAGAGCUGGGACUCCUUCCCUAACCAGCUACCUCAAACAAGCCGGCUCCAUCAGUGUUAGCAGCAAAGUCCAGACUGUCUCUGCAGGGAAACAGUGGGAGAAGACCACCAUCACAACUACUGAACGAGCCUCUCUCGCCAAACCGGCUGAACCGGAGGUCCUAGAAGGAGACCUGGAUGACCCUUCCAUGGCUCAAGCAGCUGUCAAAAUCCAGGCCGCUUUCAAAGGCUACAAAGUGCGGAAGGAGAUCAAGCAGCAAGAAUGCCCAGUGUUUGCUGAGACCUUCAAGGACUUUUCGGGUGAGCCAGGAGGCAACCUUCAUCUGGAAUGCGUGGCCCAAAGCAAAACCGAUAUGGUGGUCCGCUGGUUGAAAGACGGUAGUGAAAUCUUAGACGGGCGCCAUUGCCACAUCGACAACUAUAGCGACGGGACCUGCUCUCUGAUUAUCACUGGCCUGGAGAUGAACGACGUGGGCAAGUACACGUGCGAGGCAUCCAAUAAAUUUGGCAAGGUCUCCCACAGCGCCAAGGUGAUGGUGAGUGCCCCACCUCUAGCACCUCAGCGCAAGCACAAACCUACCAAGAAGCCUGUUGAGAGUGAAACAGAGAGCUCUUCAGGCAGCGAGUUGGACGACGCCUUCCGAAAAGCAGGGAGGAGGCUUCACAAGCUGUUCAAGUCCAAGAUCUCCACCGAGAUUUCAGACGUGGAGGAGGAGCUCUUUGUCAGCGCUGACGAGGGAGAUAUAGAGCCUGUGGACCACCAGACCUACCGUGAAGACGAAACGUACAUCUAUAUCAAGUUUGAAGUUAUGUCGGAGGCCAAGACGGCAGCCAGCCGGUUUAGAGAAAUGUUUGCUGCCAUGGGUAUCGCGGUGGAGAUUGAUAUCCUGGAUCAAGGCAGUAAAAAGGUCGAGUUGCGCAUAGGGAAAGCUACUCCUCCUGCUGCAGGGCAGCUACGGACUUUGGUGAAACGGCCACCCCCUCCUCUGCUAACCUCUGAUACUGCUCCCAUCUUCAUAACUGAGCUUCAGAACCAAGAGGUGCAGGACGGCUACCCGGUCAGCUUCGACUGCGUCGUUAUCGGCAAGCCGACCCCUACUGUCCGCUGGUUCAAGGAUGGGAGAGUUAUCGAAGAGGAUGACCACUACAUGAUCAACGAGGACCAGGAAGGCUGCCACCAGCUGAUUAUCACUGCGGUGGUCCCUCUUGACAUGGGGGUCUACCGCUGUCUGGCUGAAAACAGCAUGGGCGUGUCUUCCACUAAAGCGGAGCUCCGCGUGGACUUGACCAGUACCGAUUACGACACAGCUGGAGACGCAACGGAGACCUCAUCCUACUACAGCGCCAAGGGAUAUUUCUCCAGCCGAGAACAAGAAGGAGUGGAAUCCAUGACCGAGGAGGAACAGCUGCCACAGAUCCUAGAUGAGCUUCAUGAUAUCCAUGUGGCCCCAGGAGCACCCUUGGCCAAGUUCCACCUGAAGGUGAAAGGGUAUCCGCAGCCUCGUCUCUAUUGGUUCAAAGACGGGCAGCCCUUGCACGCCUCCGACCGACUCCUAAAGACGGACAAAAGAGAGUUUCACGCCCUGGAAGUUCUCAAUGUCACCAAGAAGGACGCCGGUCAAUACUCCGUGUUCAUCAGCAAUUCUGCGGGUUCUGCAUAUUCAGCAGCCAGACUGGUGGUGAAAGGUCCUGGGGAAGAAGAAGAGAAACCAGAAAAAGAGGUUCGUGGACAGCUGGUGCCACCACGAUUCCUGGAAAGAUUCACCAACAAAAAAGUGAAGAGCGGAGUCAGCAUUACCCUUUCUGUGAAAGUUGAAGGAAGUCCACCACCCGCAGUGACUUGGUUGAAGGAAGAAUCUCGUGGAGAAGACAUCCUUUGGAUCAAAUCAGACACUCCCGGAUAUAAACUAGCCAGUUCCAAUUUGCAACAUAGCUUAAUCUUGUUGGAUGUAAAGAAGGAAUACAGUGGAAACUACACCUGCAUUGCCUCCAAUGAGGCAGGCCAGUCUAUCUGCAGUGCCUCCCUCGAAGUUUUGGAUGUGAAAGAGGCUGAAGUUCUGACCCAGGAGCGGAUGAUGGCGACUGAGGCUCUGAUGACCACAUUAGGAGUUGGUAUUUCAGCUCCACCUCCAGAAGGCAUCAAGGGCCUCUCACUUGCCGAAGUUGGGACAGAGGAAUUUCUGCAGAAACUGACAUCACAGAUCACAGAAAUGGUAUCUGCAAAGAUAAGCCAAGCCACACUUCGGGUCCCCGGAGCUGAUAGUGAUGAUGAAUCAAAAACACCAUCCGCGUCUCCAAGACACGGCAGAUCCCGGCCGUCAUCAACGGCUCAGGAGUCUUCCUCUGAGUCUGACGAAGGGGAUGCAAGAGGAGAGAUUUUUGAUAUCUACAUGGUCACUGCUGACUACACCCCUAUGGGUGCUGACCGUGAAACCAUCACGCUGAAGGAAGGGCAGUAUGUGGAAGUCCUGGAUUCUGCUCACCCUCUGAAGUGGCUGGUGAGGACCAAACCCACCAAGUCCAACCCCUCCAGGCAAGGUUGGGUUUCUCCGGCCUACCUGGAUAAGAAAUUAAAGAUAUCAGCUGAAUGGGGCAUUCCAGAGGUUCCUGAGUUCCCCGGGGAAUCUGUUUCAGAGGAUGACUACAAAAAGAAACUGAGCCUCAUUAUUCAGGAUAUGCUGAACUCAGAGGAGGAGUUUGUGAAAGACUUGCACUUCCUGCAGACCCAUCACAUCCAGUACACGGAGACCUGCCCCAACAUCCCGGCCGCUGUUUCCAAUCAGAAGCUCAUCGUCUUCAGAAAUAUCACAGAGAUCACUCACUUCCAUUCCAACACCUUCUUUCCAGAGCUUCAGAAAUGCGACACGGACGAUGACGUGGCUAUGUGCUUUAUUAAGAACGAGGGGGACUUCGACAAGUACAUCCAGUAUUUUGUUGGUCGGAUACAGGCUGAGUCUAUUGUGGUCAGCAAAACUGUUCAGGAGUUCUACAAGCGAUAUACAGAGGAGAUGCUGUCCAGCGAAGACCCUUCUCAGCCACCCGUGCUUCCCCUGCAGCACUAUCUAGAGAGACCAAUAAACAGGAUCCAGAAGUAUCAAAUUAUAAUCAAGGAAUUAAUUCGAAACAAGGCAAGAAGCAAUCAAAACUGUGCACUGCUGGAGCAAGCUUAUGCCAUCGUGUCUGCGCUUUCCAGGCGUGCAGAAAACAACCUCCACGUGUCACUCAUUGAGAAUUAUCCUGGAACCCUUGAAAUCCUUGGGGAGCCCAUCCGGCAGGGACAGUUCAUAGUGUGGGAGGGAGCCCCCGGAUCCCGAAUGGCCUGGAAGGGUCACAAACGUCAUGUCUUCCUCUUCAAGAACUACCUCUUAGUCUGCAAGCCCAAACGGGACACCAAGACGGAAACGUACAGCUACAGCUUCAAGAACAUGAUGAAGCUUUCAAACAUCGAUGUAAAUGAUCUGGUAGAAGGGGACGACCGGGCAUUUGAGAUUUGGCACGAGCGGGAAGACUCGGUCCGUAAAUACGUGUUCCAAGCCCGCACUGUCAUCAUCAAGAACUCUUGGGUGAAGGAGAUCUGCGGCAUCCAGCAUCGCAUCAGCCUGCCGGUUUGGGAUCCACCAGAGUUUGAGGAGGAAUUGGCUGACUGUACAGCUGAACUUGGUGAAACUGUCAAGUUAGCUUGCCGUGUAACAGGAACUCCCAAGCCGGGUGUCACCUGGUAUAAAGACGGCAAAUCCGUGGAGGUGGAUCCUCAUCACAUCGUCAUCGAAGACCCCGAUGGCUCCUGCACUUUGAUCCUUGACAACCUGACGGGCGUCGACUCAGGGCAGUAUAUGUGCUAUGCUGCCAGCCCCGCCGGCAACGCCAGUACGCUGGGGAAGAUCUUUGUUCAAGUUCCUCCUCGAUUUGUCAACAAGAUUAAACAUGCAUAUUAUGCUGAUGGUGAAGACGCGCAGUUUACGUGCACCAUUGAAGGAGCACCUUUUCCACAGAUCAGGUGGUAUAAAGAUGGAAACCUGUUGACUGACCCAAAUAAGCACCAGAGUUUCAGUGAGCAAAGAAGUGGCGUGAUUGUCCUGGUGAUAAAAAACGCCUGUAAGGAUGACGUGGGAUUCUACGAGUGUGAGCUGGUGAACAGGCUAGGGACAGCCAAGAGUGGGGCUCACCUUUACCACCAGAGUGCGGCUGCAUUGGCUCAAGAGAGGAGAGCGGAUCAAGCCAUUACAAUUGAAGUCACUGAACAAGAAACUAAAGUUCCCAAGAAAACCAUCAUCAUAGAGGAAACUAUAACAACAGUGGUGAAGACCCCGCGGGUGAAGCGAAGGAUAUCUCCUGCCCGCCCACCUUCAGGCUAUUCUCCUUCACGCUCCUCAAGAUCAGAGUUUUCAACACCUGAGCCAGUUUAUAUGACCAAGGUGAGACAGCCUCUGCAUCGCCAUGACUUGGAAGGAAUGCAAAGGACCGCCAUCCCCACACUUUUUGUGACAGAGGCGGAAGAAAGGCAAGGUGCAUCAGUCAGAGGUGGAAUUGGAGAAGCCGCCAUGGAGGAACAGAAGUCCAAAUGGGUUGAAGUAGAGGAAAUAAUUGAAUUUAAUGUGAAGAAGUCAGCCCAGACUUCGAGGAAAAGAGGAGGUUCUCCUGUGAGAGCAGAAAAAGAUGAAUCGAGUUUUAUUUGGUCUGGCCCAAGACCCAGGCGAUCCCCUGAAGAUGACCCAAACACAAAUAAUUCUAACAAUAAAUUAGUGGAGCAAAGCAAGUCUUCCCUACCCCGUGAUGUUGAAAUAUCUGGAGCUGAAUACAAGGGAAUAUCAACUGGUGAUGAAAAUAUAAGUUCCGAUUAUGGGUCUGAACAAGAAGGAAAGAGCUCUCCGGAGGAGUCAAUUAGUAAGGCUGAUUCACCCACUACUUCACCCACAGUCAGCUUUGUGGACGAACUAUCUGAGACAACAGAAGUGGGUAAGGAUUCAUACAGAGACACAGCGGUUGAAGAGGCUGCUGCCAGAUUUGAUGCAAUUUGGGCUGCUAAAGAGAGACCAUCAAGUCCUGUGCAAGACAAAGACCUUCCAGAAGAAGAAAACAUCAUAAUCGAUGAACCCGAAGAGGUAGGGUUUGUUGACCUUAGCAACCGAGACCUCAAAAUCCUUACUCGAAAUGGGAAAGCGUUAACUCUGGAGGACCUUGAAGAUUAUGUCCCUGAAGAAGGGGAGACCUACAGAUGUGGAAAUCCUAACUACGAAGAUGAACCUUGCGAAAUAGCUGUGCUCCAAACUGAAAUCAACAAACCCACCAUUGGGAAGCCUGUCUUACUCAAUGUGGGCAGACCUGUGAUUCCCAAGCCAAAGCAAACUUUUUUUAGCAAGUUCGAAGGGCAUCAUCCAAGCGGCAUCUUCAUGUCGGCAUCCAGAAUGACGGGAAUGCAGUCCAGUGGUCCAUCUAACAUUUCUUUCCACGUCAGUGAGACCCUCUCCGGAGCAGUGGUGACACCCCCAUCCCAUACAGGAGCUUCAGCAGAAUCUCCGUACAAAAUGGCGCCGUCUUUCUGUACCGAAGUCCAGCUAUCUGCAGAUAACGGGCAAUCCAGCUUCAAAACUGAAGUUUCUACAAGAACUCUCAGCUAUGGAACUGUCGGAGAACCGGUAACACUGUGUAUCAAGAAGGAAGACCCUUCCCAAAGCUGAGUAGCAAAGCAACCCAGUUUCUACUACCACUUACAAACAUUGCCUUAAACAACGAGAAGUUACACCAAGAAAACUAUGACGGGAAUAAUAAAGAGGAACCUAAAAGAAAAAUCUCCUAAGGAAAAUACCGCACAGCAGGAAACGUGGAGCUUUUCCAGUCUUAAAGGGAACACUUCUGUCCAUUCAGUAUAUAUAAUGUAAUCUUUCAUUGUCAUUGAAAGCUAAAAAAAGACAACACCAUUCCAUAGUGAAAUGAUGAGCAGGUAGCAUAGACCUAGGGCAUAAUUAGUGAGGAGAUCUAAAUAAACAUAAUUCUAGAUAUCUAAACAUUAUUUCAAGUUGCAAACUCCUUAAAUUAUCCUCACUGUAUUGCAAUUUAGCCGUUCCUUCCGGCAACUAAAGGAAGGCAGAGCAUUUCUAUCUAUCUGUUUCUAGUUUGUCUUUGUGCGUGCCUCAACUGCGGUAAAAAGCGGUUGAGCUGACACUUUUAACAAAAAAUGUAAUGACCAUAAACUGUUU
Messenger RNA from Heteronotia binoei (common prickly gecko), 19751 nucleotides. It is a transcript of the gene OBSCN, whose product is annotated as obscurin, cytoskeletal calmodulin and titin-interacting RhoGEF. The record is from RefSeq and is a predicted model, not a curated record. Gene Ontology annotation, molecular function: protein binding; guanyl-nucleotide exchange factor activity. NCBI's taxonomy places the organism in Eukaryota, Metazoa, Chordata, Lepidosauria, Squamata, Gekkonidae.